Molecule: messenger RNA, 8904 nt
Organism: Exserohilum turcica Et28A
Lineage: Eukaryota; Fungi; Ascomycota; Dothideomycetes; Pleosporales; Pleosporaceae
Exons: 6
Coding region: 1-8904 (2967 amino acids)
Biological process (GO): DNA repair
Molecular function (GO): protein serine/threonine kinase activity; protein binding
Source: RefSeq, a predicted model, not a curated record
AUGGGGGCCACCAACAUCCAGGAUGCAAAGCUGCUGAUCCAGUCGUCACGUGUCCUCGACCGAACCACCGGCCUCAAAGACCUGAUCCACAUCCUCAAGCACCACCGCGGGAAGCCCAGCCUAGAGGCCCUCGGCAACAAGGCAUACCUGGCCCUGUGCGAGACGCUGUUCCAAUGCCUCCGCGACGAGCGCUCGCCAUAUGUCCGCAGCCGGUCCAAAGCCACCAAGACGGCCGCGCUGCUGCCCUUGUCCGCCUCGGCCUUGCGCCAUGUCGUUGCGUCGGGCGUGCGCACCAUCAAGAGCUCCACGGUAGAGUCCAUCAUAGACACCAUAAUCGAGCUGCUGCCCGCCACCGGCGGCGGCUUGGUCGAGCCGCUGCUGGAGGACCUGCCCAAGACACUGCGCUCGCUGCUCGAGUACCAGCCCCAUGUCGAGCGCCUACCCAAAGACUGCUGGGACGCCGCCGUCGACUUCUGCGCCAGCGCCCUCGCCAGCUUCUUUGCCGAGUCGCCUGAAGGGGAGCCGCCGAACAGCUGGGCGACCAACGCAUCAAGUCGCGCUCCUACGCCCCUUGAGUCUACCGACCUGUUCGCCUCGUCCAGAGCGUCGCCCCGCUUGGCCGUGUCCAGGACCAAGCCAUGCGCUGCCCAGCAUGUCUACGCAGCAGACGACUUUGUGCACUGCAUCCAUCACCUUGUCAAAGCCUCCAAUGCGCCACUGCUUGAUCGGUCGGACGCCAUCUUGGCAGCCCUCUUGCAGUACCUGCAACAAAAGACGGGGCGCGGGAGCGUUGUCGUAGCUGCGCUUGCAGCCGUGAAUUCCAUUCUUGCCCGCACUGCACUGCAGUCUCUUGAGUUGACUAAGCGAACGGUGCAACAACUACUGCCUCUGCUAAAGCCUAUGUGGUCCGAGGCACCACUGCGCGACGAAAUAUUGAUCACUCUGACUUAUACUGAAGCACACAUUGCAAGUCUCCUUACUGGUGAUGCACAUGAUGAGAGGACCAGCUCCGAUCUCGAGGCUCUUGUUGAGACAAUGUACAGCGAUUACCGACGCAGACAAGAGACUACCGCGCACCAGUAUCUUGAAGAGCAUCACCUUUGCUUCCGACACCUGGGCCCUCCCACUAACGCGACCCAUCCGCUAAACACUUUUGCCUUUUCCAUGGAGACAGAGCACCAACGCUACGAAGGGCUUUGGUCCACGGUGGCUACCAUUGCGCGAUUCUCUUUCAUGCUUGACGAGAGAAGACGGUCCGUUACCCACGAGCGCAGCGAUGAAGAGAGCCUUAGCAAACGCCUCCGCAUCACUCAAUCCUUCUCGGAAUAUCUGCGCGAUGUAUCCGAACCCAAAUCUAAUGCCAAACGAGCGGCGCUGCAGAUUGUGGCCUUUAUGGCACAACAAGGCCCCUAUAGCGAUGAAGAGCUUCAGCCCGUGUUAGAAAAGCUCACCUCAUGCAUCUCUGACGAGAAUGCCGUACACUCGGUGUGGGCAAUGAUAGGCUUGGCUGGCGCUGCUUUCCAGCAAUCAGCAUGCCAUGCAUCGCUUCUUCCGUACUGGAUUUUUGCUUGGCAAAGCGCUUCUCGAGCAGUCACUUCCAUCUCAGUUUCUCGUGCAGCAUGCCAUCUCAUGGAUGUCCUGCUUAGGCUCAAUAUCGUUCCCUUCUCAGCAGUUUCAGAAACCGCCCAAUCCAUGCUCGCAUCCAUCGAACUAAGCGGACCUGCGUCACUCACAGAGAGUAGCUCGUCACUCAUGACUACCAUUUUGCAGGAGCGUGUAAAGGAAAACCCGACCCUCUUCAGCUCGACUGCCGAGCGAAUCUUGAACUGGCUUCUCGGCAAAUGGACUCCAAGUUCAUGGUCUGAGCGAACCUAUUCUUCAUCGAAUGCUCAUCAUUGCCAUGCUCAUGAUGUACUGCGAAUCAUCUACACCUGCCUCGACCUGCAUUUUGCCCCACCAAGACCAGCUUCUUUCUUGGUGUUGGGACCUCUAGGGCACGCCAGAACCCGUGUCGCGCGCUACACAGACUUGGCUCACUAUCUUUUACUUCUCCCCGACACGGAGGAUUUUACGGUCAAGGUUGCGCCCCAGCCAACCUCUUCCCAGGAGCCGACAAAUGACCAUCACUCUACGCCCAUGCAAAACCGAAUACUGGAUUUCUGCUUGUCGGAGGUUGACAGGGCCAAGCAACGUUGGAAGGAUACCGUUACAACCAAUAUCGCAGGUAUUACUUCGGACAUGAUGCGCAUCAUUACAAACCUCUGUGUCGUCACGACGGCUGUUGCUGCUCUCAGCAGUUCUGACGACCGCCGAGUAACUGGUCUACAGUCGGCUGCCACUAGUCUCAUCGAAUCACUUGCCGUCACACUGGCCAGACCGCAGAUAGAGCAAUACAAGGUCGACGCGGUCCUCGAAGUCUGCACAAAGAGUCUCCCAGACAUCAGUUCACUCUCCAAUCGCACUGCUCGUGUUUACAAGCUAGCUGGUGUUCAUCUACUGGCCCAGCACUUGUGCAAGUCUCUCGGACAACGCAAAGAAGUGAAGCAAUCAUUCUAUGCAGAAGACGAUGAUUUCAUGGAGGUAGACGACGCUUCCAGCUCGCAGAUGACCGCAGGAGCAUCCGUUGCCGAGAGCGAUGUACCCCGACACGACAUACAAGCCGAAAACGACUUGGCAGCUUUGCGCAUGUCCGCUUCAACCUACCUUGAGUUCAUAUCCGCUACAAUGGACACUCGAGAUCAGGAAAUGAUUCCGUCGAGAUUCGUAAACUAUUUGAUGUCUCUAUCGGAGAGCGAUCUGCUUCGCUCACGUCAAUUCCUGCGCGCGCUGUGGAACAGCAACUUGUCGAUAUCGAGGAGCGAUUGCUUGGGGCUUUUAGAGCGCUUUAGUGAAGCCCUCAUUGACCCUCGCGCUCGCGAAUACAACACAUCGGAAGUCGCUAACAGCAUGCUUGUGGAGGUCCUGAUUGGCACAACGCUUGUGUGGGGACCUGAUGCAACUGACCGGGAGGCUCAGGAUCUCUACGAGAACAUUGAGGCGUUGUAUAUGUAUUAUGUCAAGGAAAUGGAAAAGGGAGGCGUAAGACGUUCAGCAGGUCUGCAAAAAACUAUUGCCAUCUUUCUUCAUGGCCUCCUCAAGCAUCAUCCCGACUUCGCACAAAACCGCAAGGUUCCCUCCGUACGAACGAGUCUGUUUGAGCUGCUGGCAGGUGGCGAGAUGACCGUCAAGUAUCACAUUGCCCAGCAGUUGCCGCGAAUGUUUGAAGACUUUGUCCUAUCUGAGCACGACAAGAUACUGCAGGAUGUCGACAGUAGCCUUCCCGGUGAUGACGAGGGUGUUGAGGGAAUCGCCGUCCGACUACUUGUUCUUUCGCGAUUAGCAUCUCAAUGGCACACAUUAUUACGUCACAGCGUUUACCGCAUCUUUGCAACAGCAGGCACUAUACAUGAGGCUGCUCUUCAUGCCAAACGUUGUAUUUCCAGGGUUGCGCAGUCCAGGUGUCUCGGUGACUCCAAGAGCCUCUUUCGACUCUUCGCCCCGCAGGUCAUUUUUACAUGGUUAGAUCGAGGCCAGAACAUCAGCGCUAUACCUUUCCUAAUCUUCGACUACCCUUCCCUCCCCGAUCUGCUGCGCGAUAUUGAAGCAGAGGUCGUAGGCCAAGCAAUCAUGUUUGGUCGCAAGGAUGAGGUCGAGUACCUUGCCAGCCAGCUUGGAUGCUCAGCACAGCACCUACUGGCGACGAACAUUGGCAAGGCAGCCGCAUACACAAUAGCAUGGGAUACAUGCAGAGGCUCGGCGCGUAAUAAGGCAGAUUCAAGCUUCGGUAACUUGCUCAAAGAUAUGGUUGGCAGCGACAAGUACUACAGCUUGAUACAAAGGCACUUUCCCCAAGUGCUCGGCCACAUGUUCCAGACCAUUGACCAUGAAGAGCGUCUAGGUAAAUCCUUGGACAAGAAACCAGCCUUCAAUCCGGCAGCUGCAGUCCUAGCUGAGAUUACCAGUAUCAGUCAAUCUGCGCAAGGCCUAAACAUGGGUAUUGAGCCCUCUUUCUCCGCCUUCUACCUACCGGACCAGCUAGAACGCUUGUGUAGACGGACGGGUGACCGACCCGCGGGCUUCUGGUCUUCAAGCACAUACACGUUCGUGCUACGCUCUCUCCUUGAUCGCAUCCAUCCCGCACUUGGCUCUCUCUACGCAAGAUCAGUGAUUCGCAAGAUCCGAAUCAUUGUUGCGCUGGCCGGACCCGUUGCCCACGAGGGUUAUCCAUUACAAAUGACUCUUCAAUCCUUGCGUCCUUUCCUAACCGACGUGCAGUGCGCCGAGGAUACAGUGGGAAUCAUGCAGUAUCUGUUCGAGCACGGUGCUGAGUAUCUCCGCCACCAGCUCAGUUUCGUGACGGGCAUUGGUCUCUCUAUCCUCAUCUCUCUUCGGGUAUUCUUGGGCUCCUCGCAAGACAGUACCACUCAGCAAUCACAGCAUAUAGCGACCAUGAACGCCGCUACCCGGUUUCAUACUUGGCUCACUGAGUAUCUAAAAGCCCAUGCCCAAGCUAUCGCUACUGUCGAGCGAUCCUCGGCCGUCAAAGCGUUCAGGCUGAUUACGACUGCUGCGUCGCAAGUCAAUGCAGAAGGCAACUCAUACCGCGGCAGUGACGAAAGCAAACUUUUGCUAGAGAUACUAGACGAUGUUCGCUCCGGACGCAGACUAUUGAACAAAACCUCACGAGACGUUGCGCUAGACUUACUCUGCCAAAAUUUCCAGCCAGCUCCUACGGCGCGAGAUGACAUUCUCGGCUUGGACCGCGAUGCCGCAGAGUAUGCGCCCCUAGUCUGGGAGUCGUGUCGACGACCCAAAGUGGGUGAGGGCUAUCUGUUAUGGACAGCACGCGUCCUAGGUCGGGCAUAUAGCGCUUUUGGAGAAGUCAAACAAAGCUCCGCUAGAGCUUGUCCUUGGUCAUCUUCCAGCGAAAACUCAAAGUCGGUCCUGGGGAAGUCGUCCAGAGAGGCAAUCGUCCGAGAAGUCAUUGAUCUGUUCUACAGCGACGAUCGGACCGAGGUCAGUCUUGCUGAGAAUGCCGUGCGACACCUAAUCUCUCGUCUUGUUCCAGACUCGCAGUACAUGGACGAAAUGCAACGCGUCAUUCCAGAGGCAAUCGCCAAAGCUCUCAUGUACAAACCUCCGGAGCCCGACGGCCCGUUGCAACCCUUGAUGGACAGCCUUCAGCAGGCAGUCGCACCCGCGCUACUGAAGCCGACGACUCCUUGGGUAAGAGACCUGACUGUUGCACUUUGCAAAGUCGCAACUGAACACCCUAUACUCGAUGCGCUGCCUGGUCUCCUUACUGGUAUAAAUCACAUGGCUGAGAAGCUCUUACCAUACAUCCUUCACUUGGUGCUUCUGGAUGAGUAUGAAGAAGACCAAACUGUCCGCGAAAUGGUUUCCAAAGCCGUUGCCGUUUGGUUUCGCGAUUGCAACGCCACUACGAUACCGCAUGUCCGCAUUAUUGUGCAAUGCAUUCUCUACCUUCGCAGUCAGCCAAUCCCGAAAGAGGCUACUCGCGUAGACCGAGACAGGUGGCUAGAGGUCGAUUUUUUGCAAGCUUCGCACGCUGCCAAUGCAUGCGCCAUGUAUAGAAGUGCACUACUGUUUGCAGAAACAUCGUCUGGCCAACCGGUCGUCAAAAGCAGCACGAGGAGAUCGUCCGUCUUGGUCGAGCCGCCCAAGAUACCGCUGCAGCUUCAGCUUUCAAUCUACAAAAAUCUGGAUGAGCCUGAUUCGUUUUACGGUGUCGACCGAGGCUCGAGUCUUUUGUCGGUCCUUGAUCGUCUUGACUACGAGGGCGAUGGUGUCAAGAGCCUUCUCUUCCGGGGAGCCCGCCUCGACAGCCAAAUGCGCCGGCGGAACGAAUACGAAGCCAAUGAUUCCCGUGGCACCAUCAAGUCGCUGAUCAUGCUUAAUAUGAAUAGCGUUACCCACUCGUUGCUCCUGAACGACCAGUUCCACGAUGCGGGAGAUGAUGUAGUUGAAAGCACACUUCACACGGCACGAAAGCUAGGCCAAUGGGACAUCAAGGCUCCUGAGUUCAAUCACUCAGAAGCCAGCACGCUGUUCAAGGCAUUUCAAGGAAUGCAUUGUGCGAAAAGCGUAAAGGAGGCUCAAGAAAACUUCAAUCACCAACUACAAACUACAAUGAGCUUUCUUUCAGGGAAAGAGAGAUCAUCCGUGCCAACCAAGGUCCGCCUGCGCACCUUGGGAGCACUGACCGAAGCGGAAGAGGUCAUCAAGGCCGAACGCUCUGAGCAUCUACUGGAUAUCUGGGACCGGAUGAAGACUCGCGAAAAGUGGAUGCGAGCGGGCGAAUUUAGCGACGUUCGCUUGCUGUUAUCUUGCCGCGAGACAUUAUUUAGCGUGCUCAGCUCCAAUGCUGCUCUCGUUCACUCGUUGCAUACGAGGGCUGCAACGAUACGCGGUAUGGAGGCUGAAGCCUUGGUUUCAUCCUCCAGCGUGUGUAGAAAGCAUGGCGCACUGCAGGAGUCUCUCGCAAGUGCUACUUAUCUUUCCGACAUUGUAUCGGAGUGCAGGGCUAUAGGUCUAGACAUUGAGGCUACCGCUCAGCACGAGGUAGCCAACGUGCUUUGGGAACAGGGCGAAACCGAGAUUUCAAUACGGAUGCGUCAACAUCUCAUUGAUCACGCCGACUUUGAUUCCCAGAACGUCGACCUAAGCCUACCGGUGCUGCUCGCUCGACUGGGUCAUCAUCUCGCCGAAGCCCGCCUGGCGAAACCCGACACAAUCAUGGAUGAGUACCUGGAGCCAGCAAUCCGAGAGCUCAAAGGCCAAAAGCAAGGCCUGGGUCCAGGUCAAGUAUUCCAUGAGUUUGCGCUGUUUUGUGACAAACAACUCCUCAGUCCGGAAGCGGCCGAAGACAUGGCCCGUAUCAAGACGGUGAUGGACCGAAAGCUACAGGAAUACCACGACUUCACUAAGCUUUCCAAAACCGACAAGAGCAGGGGAAUGCGAGAGACGUAUCAUCGCAAUGCCCGUCGCGCAAAAACGUGGUAUGAUUUGGACAACGCCGAGUAUGAGAGAAUGCGCAAAGGCCGCGAGCAGUUCCUCCGGCAAUGCCUGGAGAACUAUCUUCUGUCACUUUCGGCGUGCGACGAGUACAACAACGAUGCGCUUCGUGUGUUCGCGCUGUGGCUGGAGUACUGCGAUACGCCGUUGGCGAACCAAGCGGUGAAGUCAUAUCUCAAGGAUGUACCCAGCGGGAAAUUUGCGCUUUUGAUGAACCAACUGUCAUCACGGCUGCAAGCAGAAGACAGCGACUUCCAGCACCUCUUGAUGGAGCUCGUGUUUCGUAUCUGCGUCGAGCAUCCCUACCAUGGCAUGCACCAGAUCUUUGCGAUGCAAAUGAAAGUCGGCGCCAUGACCAGGGAGGAUGUUGUGCGUGCCAAAGAUGAAUCGGCAAAGUCGCGCCAGAAAGCUGCGUGUGGCCUGGCGACAGCGCUGAGCAGCGACAAGAGAGCACGGCCGUACUGGAGCUCCAUCUCGCAGUCCAACGACAUAUAUCACCACCUCGCCAUGUUCAAGGGUGAGAAGGAGAGCACUCAACAAGGCCGCGAGCUGCAGCUCGACCGGUACAAGGAGUCCAAGGACCUGGUCAGCAAGAUACCGAGAUUAAACGUACCGCCCGCUACGCUGCAGAUUGAGGUGCGGCCAAACAUGAACUACAGCGACCUGCCGAGGAUUGCAGGCUUCAAGUCGACAAUGAGCAUCGCGAACGGGCUCAGUGCGCCCAAGAUCAUCACGGCCAAGGGCACCGACGGAAGGCCAUACAAGCAACUAUUCAAAUCGGGAAACGAUGACCUACGUCAGGACGCCAUCAUGGAGCAGGUGUUUGACCAAGUUUCACGGUUACUGAAGAAGCACACGGCGACGCGCAUCCGCAAUCUCGGCAUCCGCACGUACAAGGUGCUGCCGCUCUCUACGCGCUCUGGGCUGAUGGAGUUUGUGCAAAACACUGUUCCUUUGCAUCUGUGGGUCAUGCCAGCCCAUGAGAAGUACUACCCGAGCGACUACAAGCCCGACAGGUGCCGGAAAGAGAUUGGCGCGUGCCAGCAAGAUUCGCUCACGACACGCGUCAAGGUGUGGCAGAAGAUUGCGGAAAACUUCCACCCGGUGAUGCGCUACUUCCUGCUGGAGCGCUUCGAGGAUCCCGACGAAUGGUUUGAGCGUCGGCUGGCGUACACGCGCUCGACGGCUGCCAUCUCCAUCCUGGGGCACGUGCUUGGUCUGGGUGAUCGGCAUUGUCACAACAUCCUGCUCGACGAAAAGAGUGGCGAGGUGGUGCACAUUGAUCUUGGGGUGAGCUUUGAGGCGGGUCGUGUGCUGCCGGUGCCAGAGGUCGUGCCCUUUCGACUGACGCGUGACUUGGUGGAUGGCAUGGGCUACACCAAGACGGAAGGCGUGUUCCGACGCUGCUGCGAGUUCACCAUGGACACGCUGCGCGAGGAGAGGGAGAGCAUCAUGACUCUGCUCAAUGUGUUGCGCUACGAUCCCUUGGUCAACUGGAGCGUCACGCCGACCAAAGCAAAACGCAUGCAGGAAGCCAACCAGGAAACGGGCGCAAACGGUACCGGGCGCUCAGCCAGUGUGGCGCCUGGGGGUACACCUGCCGCUUUGGGCCAAGCGGGCGUCGACGAGGUAGCGGGCGCGGUGCACGAGAGCAACAAGAAACGAGCAAAGGAGGAGCAGGCCGGUGAGGCGGGUCGAGCGCUUAGUGUGGUGGAGAAGAAGCUGAGCAAGACGCUGAGCACACAGGCGACGGUCAACGAACUGAUCCAGCAAGCCACGGACCAAGGCAACCUGGCGGUGCUAUACAUGGGGUGGGCAAGCUAUGCAUAG